AUGAAGACCACUGCCGCUCUGCUCUUUUUCUGUUUUUGGGUAAACACCGGCAUCUAUGUUGCUCAGUCAGGUUCAAAAUGCGGAGUUCCUCAGGUGAGGAGCCCAAUGGUUCCCUCUCUGAGGGUGGUUGGAGGGUCCGAAGCCACAUAUGGAUCACACCCAUGGCUGGUGUCUCUGCGGAAUAAGGGCUCUCAUUUCUGUGGAGGGGCCAUCCUGACGGGCCGCUGGAUAAUGACAGCUGCACAUUGCUUUGCAUCAACCUCAAAAGAGUUUCUCAGUGGUGUAACAGUAGCAGUGGGAGAGUUUGACCAGAGAGUACAUGAUGAAGAGGAACAGGUCUUUCUCAUCAAGUCUGUCUCAAUCCAUGAGAAAUACCAUCAUGCUUCACCUAUGAGCUAUGACAUAGCACUGGUAGAGCUGGAUCAACACAUUCGACUAGGCGCCCAUGUCCAGCCAAUAUGUCUACCUUUACCUGAUGAGAACAUCUUACCUGAAACCAGUUGCAUUGUGGGUGGAUGGGGCAGGAUAAAGGAAAGGGGUCGCCUCCCUGCUGUACUGAGAGAGGUCCAGUUGGACUUGGUUGAUCCAGCCAAGUGUAAAUAUGUCCUCCAGACUGUCAAAAAGGCUUCUCUGAACCAGGGACCAGUGUGGCCUCAGGCAGCCCUGACAGUUCUUUGUGCAGGGCCAGAGAGAGGAGGGAGAGAUGCCUGCCAGGGGGACUCUGGGGGUCCUCUGGUAUGUCCGGCAAGGUCAGGCAGUGGUCAUUGGGAGGCACUGGGCAUAACUUCCUGGGGUAAGGGAUGUGGUCGUAGCUGGGGAAACAACAGCAGCCGCCCCCCUUCUAGGAGAGGAUCUCCAGGGGUUUUCACUGAUGUGAGGCUGCUGCUGCCCUGGAUCAAACGCAAGCUGAGAGAGGCUGAUGAGCAGCAGCGGGGCGCGACUUUAUCGAGUGAGUUGUUUUUCCUUUCAUCACAGCAACUCUAAUUCAUCUAUAUUUCAUAAUGUGCACAUGACUCUUUGAUGUUACGCAGCACUGUGUGUAAUAUGUGUGUGUGUGUGUGUGUGUGUGUGUGUAAUUCAGGACUCUGCGGUGUGAGAGAUGGGCCUGUAACUGACAGUGAGGGGAUGAUUAGAAACCCCGCCCUCCCUGGUGAUCACUAUGAAGACAACGAACUGUGUGCGUGGAGCAUCGCUGUUCCUCCAGGUUAUAGUAUUCUGUUGGAGUUUCAUCAUUUAAAUUUGGAAAAUGACUCAUACUGUCGCUACGAUCGACUAACUGUUUCAGUAGGGAGCCGAAAGCCUGUUGGCAUAUUCUGUGGAAGCGUCCUCCCCGGCCCAGUGCUUCUGAAUAAUUCCCUGAAUGCAACACUUCUCUUCUCCUCUGACAUUAGCGGCACAGGAAGCGGCUUUGUCGUCGAGCAUCGUGCUGUAAAGGGACACUCUGAUCCUGGAUGUGGGACAGUUGUUCUGCUUGAGGAUCAGGCUGCUGUCCAUAGCCCAAAUCACCCACAAUUCUACAGUAAUGACUGUGUCCUCCGCUGGGUGGUGUAUGCUCCUGCGGGUCAUGUUAUUAAGCUGGACUUUGCUGAUUUCAACUUGGAGGAGUCAGACAGAUGUUUGUACGAUUCCCUCACUGUCCUGGCAGAUGUGGAGGGAACAGAGGAGCUAGCCGUGCUGUGCGGUGGCAGUGUUCCUCCCCCUGUCCUGUCCUACCACAACAUCAUGGUGCUGCAGUUCAGCUCAGACAGCAGCAUCACACACAGAGGCUUCAGGGCGACUCUAGCAUUCAUUAGCCAUACAGGGUAA
Messenger RNA from Scomber scombrus (Atlantic mackerel), 1806 nucleotides. RefSeq names its product ovochymase-2. Gene Ontology annotation, molecular function: serine-type endopeptidase activity. Gene Ontology annotation, biological process: proteolysis. NCBI's taxonomy places the organism in Eukaryota, Metazoa, Chordata, Actinopteri, Scombriformes, Scombridae. The record is from RefSeq and is a predicted model, not a curated record. The transcript has 14 exons.